AUGACGAUCAUAAUAAUUAAAUAUUUAUAAAUUAAUUUAUUAAUGCUUAUCAGAAAUGCAGUGAAGAGAAUUUUUUAAACUAUUUUCCAAAGUAGAUCAUUAUUUCUUCCAACUAAAUAAUAGGUUUAUAUUCCAACCUUAACUAUGGUACCUUAGUAUGGAUUUUUUUUUAAUGGCAAACAUGAUAAGUAUAUUUUGAUCCUAGAUUAUGAGGGAUGAAAAAUAAGCUGAAAUUGAUAAAUUGUAUGACUAAAUGGAAGAUUGUGAGAACGAGAAUUAAUAAAUGGAUAUGUUGAGAAAAAUAAUAGAAAUCAGAGAAGAAAUGGAUUAAUCAGAAAAAAAAAAAUGUGUGUCAUUGUUGUUAGACAAAAUAGAGUAUGCACGAUAUUUAAUUGAAAAUUAAUAAAUGGAAGAUAAAUUAGUUUAAGAAGUACUUUCAGAUGAUUUUUUGAAUGAUGUUCAUUACAAUAAUGUCGAUUUGUCUAAAUAUCCUAUGAAUUUUAACUAAUUUUUAUGGCACAAUUUGGCAAUUGGAGUAAUUCCUCUAAAAUAUGCUAAACAAUAUGAUGAUGUAGAGUUUAGAGAAAUUGAAUAAUGGUUAAAGUAAAAUAAUAAAAUAUUUGACAAGAUAAUAUAAAGAAUCUGUGGUGUUUAUAAAAAAUUAUCUUAAUAAUAAUUUUGAGGAGAUUGGUGAGAGUGAAGGAUACUUAACUAAAGAGUAAGGAUUAUAAUAAUAUUAUUAUAAUUUGGCAUUCUAUUAUGAAAUGAAAGCCAAAUUAUUGAUAGAAUAAGAUUAAAUAUAAUAAGGAAUUAAAUAUUAUGAAACAGCUUUGAAGGAGACAGAGAAAUUUAUGGAAAUAGUUAAAUAAUGUAAAAUUGAUAAUUUAAGUAGUAUGCAAUCAUGAAAAUCCUGAAGUUGCUAAUGAGGCAGAGAAAUAAAAGGAAAAGGGAAUUGCUAAAUUUGCUUAGAUAUUUGAAGAUUUAGGAAGUGUUUAAAUUGAAAUCUAAGAAUUUACAGCUGCAAGACCUUAUUUUGAAAAAGCAAUAGAACUGUAUUUAUAAGUUUUUGGGAAACAUUCAAUUUAAUAUGCUUAGAGUUAUUGUUAAUUGGCUUCAACUUAUUAGUUGACUGAUUUAUCAAAAUGUGAAGAAAUGUUAAAAGAUUUUCAUGAAUAUUUAGAAAGCUUCAAUUAAGAUACAAUAUAUUUAGAAGUUACUAUGAAUUAUUUUUGUAUUUUAGAAGGUUAAGAGAGAGGAACGAAAGAAUUAUUUAUUAAGAUUUAAGAAAUGAGAGAGAAAUUUGAUAUAGAAAAUGAUUUAUUAAUUGUUGAAUAUGAUAUUUAAGCUAUUAAAUUCGUGAUUAGAAAUGGUUAAUUUUAAUAGACUUUAUUUGAUUUUUUUGAAGAAUCUAUUUAAUUAUUGGAUUCAUUUGGUAAUUAAAAUAUAAAGGCUGAAAAAUUGUUACUUUUAAAUGAAUUAGCUGAUAAAUUUGUAUAACCUAAUAAUAUAAUGCAUGAAACAAUUUUGGAAUCUUUAUUGGAUGAGUUUGAUGAAGUAGGUUAUAUGUUUGAGAAUGAUUUAUUGUAAUAUAAAGUAGAUAGAUAAAAAGCAUUUCUUUAAUUUAGAAUAAGAGAAACACUUUUAAUAAGUCCAGAGGAAAGUUUAGAAAAUUUCUUUUCAUUAGUAUUAAUUUAUUAUUAUUAUUAUUAGUUUGCAAAUUGGAUUGAGAAAUAAGAAUUUCUUGAAAUGCUAUUUGAUGAUACGAAUGAAAUGAUUUAAUAAGUUUUAGAUUAAAAAAUGCUUACAGUAGCUCAUAAAUUAAUAAAGAAUAUAAUUGAUAUAAUGGAAGAAGUUCAAGAGAAUGAAAAGAAUGAAUAUAUUGAAGAAGCUUUGAAUCAUUAUAAAGAGGAAGCAUAAAAUAUAUUUGAUUAGAUUACUGGGAAAUGA
This is a messenger RNA of Paramecium pentaurelia, 1947 nucleotides long. The record is from the annotation of a GenBank genome assembly. Lineage: Eukaryota; Ciliophora; Oligohymenophorea; Peniculida; Parameciidae.